AUGGAUAUGAUUGGAUCGAUAGAACCAAAAGCAUCGAAUGGUCACUGGUUCAUCUUGGUGACUAUUGAUUAUUUUACAAAGUGGGUGGAAGCAGUAACUUUCAAGUCAGUGACGAAGAAGGUCGUGGUGGAUUUCAUCCAUUUCAACAUCAUCUGUCCGUUUGGUAUUCCAAAGGUGAUUAUAAUUGAUAACGCUGCAAAUCUCAACAGCCACUUAAUGCAAGAGGUAUGCUACGAAUUUAAGAUUGAACAUCGAAAUUCGACUCCGUAUCGCCCAAAGGCAAACGUGGCUGUAGAAGCUGCUAACAAAAAUAUAAAAAAGAUACUUCGUAAGAUGGUGCAAAGUUCUCGACAAUGGCAUCAAAAGUUGCCUUUUGCUAUGUUGGGUUAUCGCACUACAGUCCGUACGUCAGUGGGCGCAACCCCAUAUUCACUGGUAUACGGGACUGAGGCAAUUAUGCCUGCAGAGAAUGAGAUCCCAUCUUUAUGA
Messenger RNA from Solanum lycopersicum (tomato), 489 nucleotides. The record is from RefSeq and is a predicted model, not a curated record. NCBI's taxonomy places the organism in Eukaryota, Viridiplantae, Streptophyta, Magnoliopsida, Solanales, Solanaceae.